UUUCUUUAUUUUCUUUCAGAACUGAAACAUAUAAGCAGAGAAACGAAUUUUUAACUGAUAGUACCAUGGAAAACACUAAGAAACUUCAGCUAACUGAGGAGGAGGAGAAUUUACUUCUCGAUCCCUUCUCAAACCUAGACAUGGAGGACGGAGCCAGCGCGAUAGACGUCGAUGAUAGCGCCAGCAUGAUAUCAUCCGUUGCGAGCUCCAACUUCUCUAACUCGUCAAGGCGGAGUAGAAUCUCUACCUGUAAGAGAACAAUCCGGAGGUUAGGAAAGCUGGACUGGGACCAGAUGUCCGAGGAUGACAGAAUGAGGCUGCACAAUGCUCGUGCCUUUAUGGACAGGGAGGGCUUGGGAAAAGCUAAACUUAUCCCAAACCCCCCCUCUUCAGAAAUUCCGAGUAGUAAGACCGUGAUGGGACCACCCGCCCCCCAUGUUUCAAAACAAGGGAAAGGGGACUUCCCAUCUACGUCGGGUGCUACUGCCUUGAUAGCAAACGAGCAAUCGUCUGAAAAGGACACUACCGACCUGAGCGUGAGGACACACGGCGUUGCGUCUGACAACUCAUCAACCAAAAAGGUCGUAUCGUCUGGCGGUGCGAGUGUUAAAGCAGAUGAGAAAGGCACAAAUGGUGAGGGGACGGAUAAGAUGGGGUGCAAGGAUAACUUGGUGGGCCUUAGCCCACAGGUUACCCAAAACACCACCAUCAAAUCUGUAACCGAGGGGACGGGUUUAAUGGGGUGCAUGGAUAACUUGGUGGGCCGUAGCCCACAGGUUACCCAAAUCACCACCAUCAAAUCUGUAACCGAGGGGACGGGUAAGAUGGGGUGCAAGGAUAACUUGGUGGGCCGUAGCCCACAGGUUACCCAAAACACCACCAUCAAAUCUGUAAACGUAAACCGUAACCUUUCUUCUGCCAAAUCAGUCCUACCGCCUGGUGGUACGACUGGUAAAGUUGGUGAGUUAGACAAUACUGUCGAGGGAAAAGGUAAGGUGGGGUGCGAAGCUAACUUGGUGGGCCGUAGCCCACAGGAUAACCGAAACACUACCACCGAACCCGAUCCCGCAAACCAAUCGAUCAAUUCGACGUUCCAGAGCCUAGCUACGGUCAUACGCAAAAAGACCAGGGCUAGACCGAUCGAUGAAAGCGAGAUUCGCCGCCGUCAGAAUCGAAACGCUGAGAAGAUUGUCCGUCGCUUUGCUAAGAGGACUCCCGAGUCCCUCACGGCAAAAGAGCGAGUAGCACUGGACAAAUCACAACAGCGUUUACGUGCAGUGGCAGAACAGGGAAUUGAAAGCACACCUAGCACCUCCAAAAGAGCUAGGAACGAUGCUAAUUCACCUACCAGCUCUUCGCCUAACAAGACGAAGAAGAAGUAUAGAACCUCUCAGGAUAACGUAAAAGGUCACCACGUCGCUAUAGCUGACUAUGGUAAGCCUACACGUAAACUGACUGAAGACGAAUGGCAUCUCCUUGAACUAAGAAUCCUGGAGCAAGUCAAUGAGGCUAUCGUCAAGAGCUGGACGGUUCCACUCUUCGGUAACCUCAAGACUGUCCAUGGUUUCAAGGUGAUGUGCUGUGAGAAUGACGUGACUCUCGAAUGGCUUCGGGAGUUCUUGCAGAAAACAUCAGCUCCAUGGCAAGGCGCCGAACUACGUCUCAUCGACGUAAAGGAGAUAAAAGAUCUCAACAGACCUCUUGGAAGGCUGUUGGUCAAAGGCCCGGCCCUUCCCAGCGAACGGCUUGAGAGAUACAUCCUAUCCCUGAAUAGUGAUCUCUUAAGCAGAGAAUGGGAAUGGGUCAAGUGUGAAAGAACGAAUGAUGGCACCGAAGUGGUGGUGAGAUUGAGUCACAAAUCUUUACCACUCCUGAGGAAGGCUGACUUUAAGGUACGCGUUGGGAUCACUAGGUGCAAACUUAGAUUGAUUCGCAACGAGAGAAAACAGGUUAGUAAUGCGUUGAACUUAAACUUUAUUAUAUAAAUGGAAUUGAAAAUCUUACAAAUCAAUCUUCAUCAUAGUAAAGCCGCAACUGCUAACCUUGUCUACCUCAUGGAGAGUAGACAAUACGACGUAGCCCUGAUACAGGAACCCUGGGCUGUAAGAGGGAAUAUCAAGGGUCUACAAUCUAAAGAACUACUGUUGUACAAGUCAAAUCUUGACAGUCAAAAUACAACAUUGACCAGACUACGGUUAAACUGGAACGCGAUGGGCUUCCAACGCUCAUCUUAUCUUCCACCUACAUGCCGUAUGAUAGCAUAGAAGGACCACCGGCAGAUAUCACUAAAACGUUGAUAUCUUUUGCAAGUAAGAACAAAUUUGAUAUCAUUUUAGGUUGUGAUUCUAAUUCACAUCAUGUGCAAUGGGGAAGCACUGACAUAAAUACUAGGGGCGAGUCCCUCUUUGAGUAUAUUAUCGAAAAUAACCUUGUGGUAGCUAACAGAGGCAACACCCCCACCUUUGUUACAAAAACACGUGAAGAGGUUCUUGAUAUUACUUUGACGAAUAACUCAGACACUUGCCUAUUAGAAAAAUGGAAGGUUUUAGAUGAUAUCUCUUUUUCCGAUCAUAGGCUAAUAGAAUUUUAUAUCCCUGAUGCUGAUAGGCACAAUAAGCCCUUUAGGAAUAAUAGGCGUACCGAUUGGCAGGUAUUCAAUAGGGAAAUAGUUAAGAACCUCAGUCCCCUGAGGACUGAUAAUAAUCUAGACCCAAAUGGCUUAGAUAAAUUGACAGAGGAAUUCACAGGAAUUCUACGCGAUGCAUUGGACAAAAGUUGUCCUCUUAUUACCGCGACGAAGAAAAACAACAAACCACCCUGGUGGACAGUUGAGCUCAGUAACUUAAGAAAAGAAACUAGAAAACUUUUCAAUCGUGCUAAACGCACUAGAGCUGAAAGUGAUUGGGAAUCCUACAAAACCAGUCAAAGAAAAUUUAAGACAGAAACUCAACGAGCCAAACGCUGUUCUUGGAGAAACUUUUGUAGUACUAUCGAAUGUACAAAUCAUUCGGCAAGACUAAGGAAGAUCCUCUCCAAAACAGUCACUCCUAUAGGCUCCCUAAAAGGGCCUGAUAACCAAUGGACUGAAUCUUGUCAAGACAGCUUAAAACUCCUGGUGCAA
Molecule: messenger RNA, 3121 nt
Organism: Episyrphus balteatus (marmalade hoverfly)
Lineage: Eukaryota; Metazoa; Arthropoda; Insecta; Diptera; Syrphidae
Exons: 2
Coding region: 66-1985 (639 amino acids)
Source: RefSeq, a predicted model, not a curated record